Molecule: messenger RNA, 1264 nt
Organism: Neltuma alba
Lineage: Eukaryota; Viridiplantae; Streptophyta; Magnoliopsida; Fabales; Fabaceae
Product: ribosome-binding factor PSRP1, chloroplastic
Exons: 5
Coding region: 100-1002 (300 amino acids)
Biological process (GO): negative regulation of translational elongation; primary metabolic process
Cellular component (GO): cytosolic small ribosomal subunit
Molecular function (GO): ribosomal small subunit binding
Source: RefSeq, a predicted model, not a curated record
AACAUUCCCACCGAUUACCUUCAUCCGAUACCCCGGAAAAUUUUUGUUCAAUUAAUUAAAUUGAAUCUCCCCGGAGAAUUCGCACCUUGACUUCUUGUAAUGGCAAUUUCGGUGGCUUCUCUGCGGACCGCCUUGCACGCUACGUCAUCGGCAUCGUUGUCAUCGCUUUCUGCGUCUUCUCAUCGCUGUUCUCCUUCUACGGUCUGUCUACUGAGUUCAUCUCACUCGAAGCCAUCCACGAAGCUGAGAACUUCCCUAACUCGUUUUGAAAUACUCAGAUGUACUUCUGGUACUAUUACGCGCACAAGUAACAGUGGCGGUGCUCUCGCUGCUCGCAUGACAUGGGAGGGGCCACUCUCUGCCGUCAAAUUGAUUAUUCAGGGAAAAAAUUUAGAGUUGACUGAUCCGGUCAAGCAGCAUGUGGAAGAAAAGGUGGGAAAGGCAGUUCAAAAGCAUAGUCACUUAGUUAGGGAGGUGGACGUGAGGUUAUCUGUCAGAGGCGGAGAGUUUGGGAGAGGACCCAGAACCAGGAGAUGUGAGGUAACAUUGUUUACCAAGAGGCACGGAGUAGUCAGGGCAGAGGAAGAUGCAGAGACCCUUUAUGGAAGUAUAGAUUUAGUGUCAUCAAUCAUCCAGAGGAAGUUGAGGAAGAUAAAAGAAAAGGAAUCAGACCAUGGUCGCCACAUGAAGGGAUUCAAUAGGCUGAAGGUCAGGGAGCCUGAAACGGCAGUACCCCAGGUUGAGACAGAGACGCCCCCAGGGCCAGAAGAGGCGGAAAUAUUAUCUGAUGAGGUUGUCCGCAUGAAAUACUUCGACAUGCCACCAUUGACUGUAUCUGAAGCAAUUGAGCAGCUGGAAAAUGUUGAUCAUGACUUCUACGGUUUCAGAAAUGAAGAAACCGGGGAGAUUAAUAUCGUGUACAAAAGAAAAGAAGGAGGUUAUGGACUCAUUAUACCCAAAGGUGAUGCUGAAGCUGAGAAAUUGGAGACUGUGGUCUUAUAACUGACUAGAGAACACUUCCUGCAUGAUUGGGUGGUACCCAUGGAGAACUCUUUUAGUGAGGACUCUAGAGCUUGCAAAUGAUUUGCCGAUACUAAUAGCCAUUGCUUUGGAGUUAGAAUGGAGGCAUUGGCGGUUAAGUGUAAAUUUAGUGUUCAAAUAUGAUGUAACCUUGGACUACCUGCUAUUUUAACCUGGCAUACAGUACUUGCUUUGCUCUUGUUAUGAUACAUAGAUAAUCAUAAUUUCAUCUCAGUCUUUUAUA